Molecule: messenger RNA, 2036 nt
Organism: Alligator mississippiensis (American alligator)
Lineage: Eukaryota; Metazoa; Chordata; Crocodylia; Alligatoridae
Gene: DFFA
Product: DNA fragmentation factor subunit alpha
Exons: 6
Coding region: 68-1054 (328 amino acids)
Biological process (GO): regulation of apoptotic process; apoptotic process
Source: RefSeq, a predicted model, not a curated record
GCGUGCACCGCGCUAGGGUAGCGGAUGCAGUGCAUUGGCCGUUGCCUCAGUUUCAGGCCGGGAGGCCAUGGCAGCAGCGGGGCCGCGGGACGGCGGCGGGGAGGGCGGUGCUGCGGUCCCCUCGCGGAAGCAGUGCCUGAUCCGGCGGAACCACGAGCGGGAGCAGCACGGGGUGGCGGUGUCCUGCCUCCGGGAGCUGCGCAGUAAGGCCUGUGACGUUCUAGCCAUUGACAAGACGUGGGAACCCAUCACUUUAGUACUGGCAGAGGAUGGCACCAUUGUGGAUGAUGAAGAUUACUUCCUGUGCUUACCGGCUAACACCAAGUUUGUGGCAUUGGCCCGAAACGAAAAGUGGUCCAGCAGGAGUCUAGAUGGGGGCACAGCCUGGCUCUCAAGAGAAUCCAUGGAUGAAGUGGACACCAGUGAAGACAAGUGGAAACACCUGGCCCGGCAGCUGAAAGAUGACUUGUCCAGCAUCAUUUUGAUGUCUGAGGAAGACCUUCAGGUGCUCAUUGACGUACCAUGCAUAGAGCUAGCUGAGGAGCUGUCCCAAAGUCAGCCCCAAGUCCAGGUAUUACAGGAUACCCUGCAGCAAGUGCUGGACAGACGAGAGGAAGAACGACAGUCAAAGCAGCUUCUGGAACUCUACUUGGAGGCCUUGAAGAAAGAGGGCAGCAUCAUAAACAAGGCAGCAGAACCAGAAGCAGCACUCAGAGGGGACGUGGAUGUGGUUGACACUGGAGCCAGCGAUCCAGGCACCUCAACCAAAAUUACACUCAGUGACCAGAUACUUACUGCACUGAAAGAAAAACCUGCCCCAGAACUCAGCUUAGACAGUCAGGAUCUGGAGUUGGUUUUCAAAGAAGACACUGAAGUCUUGGCUCUGGCAUUAAGCUGGGACAAGCAAAAGACUGAAGCUCUCCAGCAGGCCUGUGAUCAGGAGCUCUCAAGGCGCCUACAGCAAGUGCAAGCUCUGCAGUCACUGAGGAGCAUGUCAAAGGUCAAGAAAUCACUGCCCUGGGGAGACUGGCUAAGUUCAAAACGCAGGAAGUAAGAAACUUUGUAGACCUUGCUGCUGGCAAUGCUUUAGGUGUCAAGGAAACAUGUCUCUGGGGCACUGGAGCCAAAACAAACAAGUGGUAUAUUACAGUCUUAAUACCACAUUUUGCUGUUCAUGCUAUGCGCUAGCUUUAGCAAACUGAGAAAACUGGGCUUGUCUUGACAGUUAAUUCCUGUGGCAUGAGACUCUAGGAUGUUGUAUAACCAAAGGCAUUAUAGAAAGGGAAGAGGGGAGGUUACGAAUCAGAACUUCAAAUAACUUCUGUGAACACAAUCAUUGUCUUGCUAAAUGCAGUGGAGAGGAGGCGGGAAAGGGAAUAUGGAGCUCCUGAGUGAUAACCAUGGCUCCGACAGUCUUGGUGGCUACAGGAAAGUCACUUACCUUGUCUUUUCUCUCAUCUUAAGAGAGAAUUAUGUACCUCACAGGGGUAUUGUGAGGGUGAGUUAACGAUUAGAAGACACUUUGAGGAUCACUAUGUAAGCAUUCAUUUCUGUACCGAGUGCUGACAUGCAGGAGGGCAGACAGUACCUACUUGUUCAGUUUAGAGUUGUAAUGUAAAGUGCAGCAAUAAGCAGAGCGCUAUUCAGUGUCCAUUCCUGGGGGGGACCUAGUAAGGUUACCACAUUUCCCAGCAACUGCUCUCUUGGCACUGACUAACCCCCAACCUGGGCUCCUGGCACUUGACUUCAGAUUUCACAUUACAAUUUUGAUUAAACCUUUGCUUAAUGGGCCAAAUGACUUUUAGUUUCCAUAACACUGUUUGCACUUCUGGUCAGGAGACUGGCAUGGAACUAUUAUUUGUGAAAUGUUUUGAGGAUAAAAACACUUGGUUAGAAGGCCUCUCACACAAAAUUAAUAUUGGGGAUGUCUGUAUUUCUGUGUUUAUCUUUGAUACAGCAUCAUGACCUUGUUCAUAUCGAUUGACUUUUUUUAAUGAUUGAAAUAUUUUUAAAGGCAUUAAAACCUUUGUACCCUA